GCCACGGUAGAUGUCCAGUUUACAGAUUUACCGAACGCCCUGAUAGCCUGCAAAGUGCCGGAGGAUUUGUUCAACGAAGGCAGUCAGAAGGCGAUUGGCUUGCAGUGAAUGAACGGCUGAAUGACACCAGGAAGAGGAGGGGGAUGGGAUCAUGGGUAAUGCGUCAUCGACUGGCAGGGGCUCAUUUAAGCAGCUGUGUAGCAGGAGGAGGAGAGAGAAAGAGAGAGCGAGAGCUUAGAAAAGGGCUUAAUGACAUUUUCAGCUCUCCACACCCAAAUCUCUGGAAAAUUCCUUUAGUUUGCAGGCUGCUGCAGAGCUCGCUCACUGAGACCUACUGAGGGAGACAGGAAAAGGCUGAAUAUUAAGUGGUUGAAUUUUGGAUUUCGUCUUUUACUUGCAAGUGUUGUUGGAGGUGACUAGAUAACCUUGGAAUUUGGGUUUGAAGGCUGUUUGUUGUCUGAGGUUUCCUGAAUGUAGUGAAGUGUAUCUGUAACAUUGUGGACUGGUCCACUGUGAAGACAAACUGCCACUUUACGGCUACCAAAGAAGAUCCAUGUGUAAGGAACCAGAUCUGGAUAAAAUCUGACCUGUUUCCUGUUGGAGAGCAUCUAUUACUUCCUCUUGUCUGUCACGCUGGGGAAGGCAACGCUUUUCCGACCCCCCCGAUUCCCCCCUUCCUCUUCAUCAUCUCCCUCAUCAUCCCCACCACCGUUGAAGUCUGUUUCAGCAUCUCGUUGUACCCUGACCUCAGGUAUCAGUUGGAAAAGGUUUCGGUUCCCAGGAUCACCCAUCAUGCACAUCAAGACUACUAAGUGUAACCGCUUCUGCCUGGUAGCCUCAGUGACUAACCAGGAAGUGUUUACUCGUCCCGAGGCACAGGCCAGUUUUGAGACCUUGUUCCGUUCGUUUGACCCAGAGGUGCAGUUCCAGUACUUCAGGUCUUUCCGGCGGGUCAGGAUCAAUUUCAGUGAUGCUCUGGCUGCAGCUGAGGCGAGACUGCGACUGCAUAAGACUGACUUUAAUGGCAAAGAGAUGAGACUCUACUUUGCCCAGUCUGUCCAUAUAGGGAGUCCUCGGCUGGAGCCUCCCAAGCCAGAGAAGCAGUUCCUGAUCUCCCCCCCUGCCUCCCCUCCUGUUGGCUGGGAACAGUCUCAGGACGCUACACCAGUCAUCAAUUACGACCUGCUGUGUGCCAUCUCAAAACUAGGACCAGGGGACAAAUAUGAGCUCCACACCGCCACACCCACCACCCCCAGUGUGGUCGUCCACGUCUGCGAGGAUGAGCGCGGCGAUAGCUCGGCCCCUGAUGACAGCGACCAGGAUGACAAGCCCCGCCCCCCGCGUCCAAAAAUCAUCCAGACACGACGUCCCGACUACAGUCCAGGGGUCAAGCAGUGAGCAACCACGGGGGGGCGGCAGUGUGAUGACUGUAACAUUCCAUCCUGAAGUGACUGGUCAAGAGCUGAACACACUCUCUGAGCUUUGAAGGUUUAGGGACUUUGGGCAGGCACCCAAGGGUGCUGCGAUCUCCCGUAGCGGAGGAUUUCAUAAGACAGAGAGAGAAAACAUAGUGUCGAAUGCUGCAUUCAUGUCCCAUGGGAAAGACAGCAGAUAUGAACUUCCUAGUGGAAAAUACGGUUCAGUUUAGCCAUCAGAUGAUAUGUGCUGCUUGUGAAUUUGAGGUUUGGAGAUGGUACUGAAAGGAGAUGUUAGUUUUGAACUGUAGAAAAUAAUGAAUACCAUUUUUUUGAUUGUAGUGUUUAAAAUAUCUUGACAGGAGACUUUGCUGGAUUUUUGGUUUGUGGUGAUAUUUUUGCCAAAAAAAAAAAAAAAAAGACUGAAAUGUACCAUGAUUAAGUUUGUGUUUUUGUGAGAUUAACCUGAUCGGGUGCAAAUAAAGUCUGUCAAAGUGAAUUGGAUGUAAUUCCCAAAUGACAUGAAUGCAGCAUCAUUCUAAGAAGUCAUGUUUGUGUUUUCCUCAUCUAGAGUUCGGGAUGUAAUGGAAAGACUGUAGAAGGAAAUGAUUCAUCAACUUUCCAAGUGUUGAUUUUUUUGCUAGGGUGUUACAUAUUUCUGUCAGUCAGCUGUAGAGGUUGAAUAUCUACAGGUUACACACCACUGGCAUGUGCUUUUUCAGAUCCCCUUUGGUUGCGUGGUUAUAACCUAAGAGGUCAUGUUGGUGCUGCAGCUCCCUUUCACUCUUCACUAUUGUUUGAUGCUGUUUUAUGGUGGAGAAGUCAAGUCAAAGCUCAUCUUACUCACAUUUACAGACAGGCUUUGGUGUUUGCUGCUUACAUUAAAACAUAAUUCCAAAAUGAGGAGAUUGCACCAACAGCGUUCCAAUAAUGACUUCUAAUAGUGUUAUUUGUGGAUUAUUUUAGUUUUGGUAAUCUGUGUGUUUGUGUUUUGGUUGUAGUUUAGCAAAGAAAUGUUGCUAUUUGACAUUUAAUAGAGCUAAAAUACAAUGGCUUUACAGGGCUUUUUAUUUUUGAAUUAAUUACUCAUGCCAAGCCCUUCAUCUGAGGGCUUCAACUACAUCAACCAUGGUAUCUUGUCGGUUAAAAAAAAAAAAAACAACAACAAAAAAACCAGGGCUAACCUUUUUUGUGUUCAUACUUGGGCUAAAUAGUAUUCUGAAAGAAAAGUCUUUCUGCAAAUCUGUCUGAGAAAAUACAAGUGAAGCAUUGUUAUUCAACCUAUGACUCAGGGCCCAGUGCGCUUUCUGGCCUCUUCUGGUGGGUCCCCAUUUGAUAAGAAUGCUUGUAUGUUUUAAGGAGAUUAGUGCGUUGCCUAUAGUUAAUGUCUUAUUGUAUUCCUACAAGCUGUUUGCAUGUAUAAUAACAAUUGUACGUCAGAAAAAAUGCACCAGAAGUGCGUAUGUGUGUGCGGCUGUUAUUUCUGUUCAGACGGGUGUGUUAACUGUUGCUUCCCCAUUAGCAGUGGAGUCGCAAGCGUGCUGUGCAUACACUGUUGUUGAAACUGCUCUCUUUAUUGUUACAUUACAGUUACAACAGAGGUGUGCAAGCGUGUCACAGACCUUCAAAAUACUGACAGUAGUCCACAGACUGCCAUUUGAUACAAUAUUAUUAUACACCCAUUUUUUCCUUUCACUUAAGAUUUGUAAAACAUUGUAGAAACCUAAGUUUUUUUUUGAAUACUUCAGUGAAAACAGUCCUCUGAAGGUUUUUUAGGAAACCCCAGUGUUAACAGAUGUCUGUUAUUAAAUGUCUUCUACGAUGGUCA
Molecule: messenger RNA, 3243 nt
Organism: Xiphias gladius (swordfish)
Lineage: Eukaryota; Metazoa; Chordata; Actinopteri; Istiophoriformes; Xiphiidae
Product: calcipressin-1-like
Exons: 5
Coding region: 793-1398 (201 amino acids)
Biological process (GO): calcium-mediated signaling
Cellular component (GO): cytoplasm; nucleus
Molecular function (GO): nucleic acid binding; calcium-dependent protein serine/threonine phosphatase regulator activity
Source: RefSeq, a predicted model, not a curated record